GAGGCCCGGGGUUUUCCACGACACCGAGACGGCUGCCGGGAAUGCCGAAAGCUGAGCGUGGCGCUGCACCCUCCCAGGCCAAGAAUCAGGAGCUGGUGGUGUUGGGCUCGCAAGUUUUGCACAUUGGCUGUACGGGAGAUGCGACUUUAGACUUUGGACACUGGAUGUUGGCCGAGCCGAAUGAUCGUCAAGCUCCAAUCGCACCCUCGAAAGACGCCAAGGAUGUCGGGGCUUUGUCGGCUGUGGAUUAA
Messenger RNA from Symbiodinium necroappetens, 251 nucleotides. Lineage: Eukaryota; Dinophyceae; Suessiales; Symbiodiniaceae. The record is from the annotation of a GenBank genome assembly.